Messenger RNA from Trifolium pratense (red clover), 2090 nucleotides. Its product is annotated as gibberellin receptor GID1B-like. The transcript is spliced from 2 exons. Gene Ontology annotation, biological process: raffinose family oligosaccharide biosynthetic process; floral organ morphogenesis; positive regulation of gibberellic acid mediated signaling pathway. The record is from RefSeq and is a predicted model, not a curated record. Lineage: Eukaryota; Viridiplantae; Streptophyta; Magnoliopsida; Fabales; Fabaceae. Gene Ontology annotation, molecular function: hydrolase activity; gibberellin binding. Gene Ontology annotation, cellular component: nucleus; cytoplasm. The coding region runs from base 550 to 1587 and encodes 345 amino acids.
UUUGCUUUACACAAAAAAGAAAAGAAAAGUGGGACCCAAUAUGAGCAGUUUAAUUCGGCCGCCAGCUUUGUCGUCUCUCUUGUCUCUCCGUUUACAUCUCUCUCUCUCUCUUCCUUCUUCUCCUCCGUCCUCCGUUCUCCUUUUCCUUUGACUACUCUCUCUCUCUCUCUCUCUCUCUCUCUCUCCCCUUUUUCUCUCUCCUCUUCACCACUCUCUUUCUUAUCUUCUUCAUUCACACCUCAUCAUAUCAUAUACUCCCUCUCCUCCUCCUACUACUACUAUCUCAUUGAAUCAAUCCAUCAAUGUGAAAAUCGUGUGAUCCCUUUCAUUUCUUCUUCAAACUCUCUCACCUUAAACCGACAAAUCAAUCUUACCCAACUCAUCUUUUCUUUCAUUUUCCUAUUUUUCUAAUCAUUUUUAUUAUGAGGCGGCAUAAAAGCUCCGUUUUUUUCUAUCUUUGAGGAUCACUGUUACUUUUUAAGCCUCUUUCUUUCUAUUUCCUUUUUCUUUCAAUCAUUCUCCUUUAGAUACAAAAAACACAACACAAACAUGGCUGGAAGUAAUGAAGUCAACCUUAAUGAAUCUAAGAGUGUUGUUCCUCUCAAUACUUGGGUGCUUAUCUCCAAUUUCAAGCUUGCUUACAAUCUACUAAGGCGUGCCGAUGGAACAUUCAAUAGAGAGUUAGCUGAGUUCCUUGACCGCAAGGUCCCCGCCAAUACUAUUCCAGUUGAUGGAGUAUUCUCUUUCGAUCACGUGGAUCGAAACACAGGACUGUUUAGUAGGGUUUAUCAACCUGCUCCUGAGAAUGUUACUACUUGCGGCAUUAUAGAGCUGGAAAAGCCCUUAAGCACCACAGAGAUUGUACCUGUCAUAAUCUUCUUCCACGGUGGAAGCUUCUCUCAUUCCUCUGCAAACAGUGCUAUCUAUGACACUUUCUGCCGUCGCCUCGUGAGCAUGUGUAAGGCCGUUGUUGUUUCUGUAAACUACCGGCGAUCACCUGAGCAUCGGUAUCCGUGUGCUUACGAAGACGGUUGGAAUGCUCUCAAUUGGGUUAAGUCAAGGACAUGGCUUCAAAGUGGAAAAGAUUCUAAGGUUUAUGUUUACAUGGCUGGCGAUAGUUCUGGUGGUAACAUUGCUCAUCAUGUUGCGGUGAGGGCUGCUGAGGAAGAUGUCGAGGUACUAGGUAAUAUUCUUCUCCAUCCACUUUUCGGUGGGGAGAAGCGUACAGAAUCGGAGAAGAAACUGGAUGGAAAGUAUUUCGUGAAGUUGCAAGAUCGUGAUUGGUAUUGGAGAGCUUUUCUCCCUGAAGGGGAAGAUAGAGAUCACCAUGCUUGUAAUCCACUUGGACCUAAAGGUAAAAGCCUUAAAGGACUUAAGUUCCCUAAAAGCCUUGUUUGUGUGGCCGGUUUGGAUCUUCUACAAGAUUGGCAAUUGGAAUACGCCGAAGGUCUCAAGAAUUAUGACCAUGAUGUCAAACUUCUUUACCUAAAGGAAGCUACUAUUGGUUUCUACUUCUUGCCUAAUAAUGAUCAUUUCUAUUGCCUCAUGAAUGAGAUAAACGCCUUCGUGCAUCCUCCUAACUGUUGAUAUAUUACUACUAGUACUACUGCGACUACUACUACUACUACUACUUAACCAUACAUGACUAAAAGCCUGACUUGUAUUUUUUAUGUCCCUACUUUAUAGUGGUGGUGUGUAGUUAUAAUAUAUUAUGUAGCAUUACUCACUGUCUUAACAUCUAUGGUGGUAAAUCUGAGCUUUCUGUAUCCGGUGGACUAUUUCUUCCUGUUCUCUGCCUAUAUCUUUUAAAGGGUAGCACCGAUUUCAGGCGUCUGAGGUGACCAGAGUUCGGUUUGGUUCGUUUACGGGGUUUGGCUGUACCACCGUAUACGAUGCUUUACUCCAUUUUACUAGUUCGACCUCGAAAGCAGAAGGGGAGAUACAAGAUAGGGCUUGGCUGAUCAAUUUGAUUAAGUGAGUGUUUUUAUGUUGUAUAACUAUUAUAUAGAGUGGGAACUUUUGAGUAUAGCCCAUCUUGUUGUGAACUUGUAUGUUAUUAUAGUAAUAUAAAUGUCUUGUUUGUUUGCUAA